Molecule: messenger RNA, 1617 nt
Organism: Penicillium soppii
Lineage: Eukaryota; Fungi; Ascomycota; Eurotiomycetes; Eurotiales; Aspergillaceae
Product: flavin-containing monooxygenase
Exons: 2
Coding region: 1-1617 (538 amino acids)
Molecular function (GO): NADP binding; flavin adenine dinucleotide binding; N,N-dimethylaniline monooxygenase activity
Source: RefSeq, a predicted model, not a curated record
AUGCCUGCAUCAUUUGCCAGAAUCCACAAGCGGCAUGCCUACAGUAAAGAGGGCCACACAUACUAUCCGGUCCUAGUAGUAGGCGCCGGAGAGUCAGGGAUAGCCAUGGGUUGUCGCUUAAAAGAGGUUCUGGGAACAGACCAGUUUCGAAUCUUUGAACGUCAGUCAGGCAUCGGGGGUACUUGGUGGAUCAAUCGGUAUCCAGGGGUUGCUUGCGACAUCCCAGCUGCGUUUUACUCAUUCUCUUUUUGUCAAAAGAAAGACUGGUCCACGCUGCAUCCCACCGGCUCAGAACUGGCACAGUACUUGGCGGAUGUCUGUGAAAAGUAUGAGAUCGUGGACAAGAUUCAAUUUAACACCGAUGUCAAGGAACUUCGAUGGAUCGAAGAAGACGAGGAGUGGGAAGUUACACUCUUACAUCUUGUCCCUGGAACCGGUGAUUUAGCCCAACAUGAAAAAGAUCGCAUCGCAAACGAGGAAGGCCAGCACGCCGUCUACGUGAAGAAGGAGAUUGUUCGAGCUAAAGUGGUUGUCAGUGGUGUUGGCGGCCUGGUUGAACCCAACAAGACACCGAAAGACAUCCCUGGGUUCGAAAACUUUGAAGGUGAAAUAAUGCACACGGCUCGCUGGAACGACCAAAUAGAUCUCCGCAACAAGGAUGUUAUCAUUGUUGGCUCUGGCUGCAGUGCCGCGCAGGUCGUGCCCGAACUAGCUAAACCAGAAGCGAAUGUCCGAUCCAUCACCCAACUCAUGCGCACUCCCCCAUGGGUCCAGCCCGAUCUGAUUCCUCCCAAAUUCCUCGCUACGUACGAGAAAUGGUCUCCCAGAUUAAUGACCCGCGUGCCCGGACUAUCAAAUCUAAUGCGCGGUGCUCUUUUCCUAAUGCUCGAGAAGACCUUCUUCGAUUUAUUCGCCGACUCAGCCUGGAGCAGACGGUCGCGACCGAAGAUGGAGAAGGCCUUUUUGGAACAUAUGCAGGCCACUGCGCCGAAGGAAUACCAUGAGGUUCUAACGCCCAACUACAGUCUCGGCUGUAAGAGACGCAUUAUUGACGGUACCUGGUAUCGUGCUCUCAAUGCGCCAAAUGUAGAAUUGACUACCCAAUCUCUGACCCAUGUCCACGCAAAAAGCGUAACUAUUGGACCGGGAAGCCAUUACCCGUCCAACAAGUCUGAAACAGAGGAGGCCAGGGAGAUUCCCGCAGAUGUGAUCAUUAUGGCCAAUGGGUUCGAAACCAAUCGAUGGCUGCACCCGCUGAAGGUCAUCGGCCGACAAGGCAAGGAUCUGGAAGAGAUCUGGGCUGAGCGUGGAGGUGCGCAGGCCUAUCAGGGUAUAGCGAUGGAUUCAUUCCCGAAUUUCUUCAUGAUCUUCGGCCCCAACACGGCGACUGGGCACACAAGUGUGAUUUUCGCAACAGAGAAUGCUGUCAACUAUUCGUUGAGAUUUAUAAAGCCAAUUUUGAGUGGCCGCGUCAGUUCGUAUGAGGUUACUGAGAAAGCUGAGCGUGAAUGGACCCGUCAGGUGCAGGAUACGUUGCAGAAGACGGCGUUCCGGCGUGGGCUGUGCUCAAGUUGGUAUAUCACUGAUGAUGGUUGGAACUCAACCGCCUAUCCGUGA